GAGAUGCUCACGGUCAUGGUGAGGGACGGCUCUGAUCUAGCACCUUCAGGAUUGAUUGAGAGCCUCUACAGGGUGAGGAUGUCCGGCUGCUCCAAUCCUCUCUAUCUUAAGACGAGGUGCAGGUGGACAUGGUCACAUCACGGGCCAGUAAGGCUUCCAGAUCGCCCCGUCCUUGCCUCAGGAGGAGUUCCCAAUCAAGAUGCUGACCUGCAAGAGAAGGGGGACCGCCGCCGCUCGCGGGAGAUGGGGGCCGCUGCGCCCUGCUCCACUUACUUCAUAUCGCCGUCCUGCUCCGCGUCCACGGCGGCCAUGCCCUGUACCAGACGUGCGGUGCCAACAACCCGGAGGCGCUCCGGGCCUUCGACGACGGCAUGGAGAGAAAACGCGUCCGUCCGCUUGGGUGGGGGGCCGACAGCGGCAGGUAGUGCUGCGCCUGAAUGGGCGUCUCCUCCGACCUCGGAACGGGGCUGGGAGAUGCAGUUCUUGCCUCCAAAGGCCCUGUCGCCAUACGGAUUCAACAAGGUUGUUCUACGCGUCUCCAGGAUUUGGGAAUGCAGGAAGCAAGAUUCGGGAAAUCUGCAUGAGCUAGGUUUCAUUGCUGUCGACCAUGAGCACACCACUCUCACCGCCGAGCCGGACCGCCUGCACUGGAAGUGGAACGCAAGCGGCACCUACACCACCCACUCCGCGUACCUGGCAACCUUCCAUGGCUCCGUCACCUGCUGCGGAUGGAAGCUCACCUGGCAGGGCUGGGUGCCGCUGCGUGUACGCUUUUUUCACUGGCUGGCCAAUCUUGACCACUGCUGGACAGCUGAUCGCCUUGCUCGCCGUACUGAUGAUGACGGAAGUGUUUUUUCACCGCAGAAUUGUUUCUCUUAG
Molecule: messenger RNA, 879 nt
Organism: Lolium perenne
Lineage: Eukaryota; Viridiplantae; Streptophyta; Magnoliopsida; Poales; Poaceae
Source: RefSeq, a predicted model, not a curated record